Molecule: messenger RNA, 3570 nt
Organism: Plasmopara halstedii
Lineage: Eukaryota; Oomycota; Peronosporomycetes; Peronosporales; Peronosporaceae
Product: Karyopherin (importin) beta 3
Exons: 1
Coding region: 1-3570 (1189 amino acids)
Biological process (GO): protein import into nucleus
Cellular component (GO): nucleus; cytoplasm
Molecular function (GO): nuclear import signal receptor activity
Source: RefSeq, a predicted model, not a curated record
AUGCAGAAUUCUUCAUGGGAGACCUUACUGUGGAGCCUGCUGGCAAAGGACAAUGACAAGCGCAAUGCUGCUGAAGUGCAAUUUGCAGCGCUUAAACAAUCUCCAUGUAGUGACGAUCUAUUGCUGGGUCUAGUGCAUGUCGUGCACUCGACCAGCGCUGACGACGUACGUGCGCUUGCCGCCGUUCUCCUCCGUCGGGUGCUGCUACGCGACGCCGUCUCGCUUUGGCCACGAGCCACAGAUUUGGCUCGAGUUACAAUCAAGUGCGAACUUUUGGCUGUACUCGAGGCUGGUGAGAGAAAUCGUGGCAUUCGGCGCAAGGUUUGUGACAUAGUAGGCGAACUAGCUGGCAGCAUCCUUGAGGACGGUCAGUGGGACGAUUUACUGCCAAAAUUGCUUCAGUGGAGUGAUGCUUCUAUGGUUAUACUACGUGAAACUGCGCUACGAGUGAUGGAGAUGGUUGCUAUUUUCUUAGCCAGUCAAAUUACACGGAUUGACGUCACGCAGUCAGAGAAUACGAGAUUGGAUAUUACAAUCUUGCAAACCUUGGCUAAAGGCUUAACGGAUCGAGAAGGUCGCGUGGCUCUUAACUCAUUGCGUGCAUUUGGCAUGUUACUUUUGAGCUUGGAUGCUUUGGAUCAGGUACCACAACCAGAGCUCUUGACAAGCACAGUACCGCUUGUGCUUGCUACGCUCCACUCACUAUUGAUUACAAGACAGUUUGAUGACGUCAUGGAGGCUCUUGAAAUCUUAAUUGAGGUAGCUGAGCCCCAUGCGACCAUAUUUAAGCCGUGUUUACGCGAGUUUGUUGAGACAAUGGUUCAGAUCGCUGAUGUCCCGCAUGACAAGAGCGAUGUAAAUGUUAUGUCAGAUGGAUGCCGACAAUUGGCUAUGGAGUUUCUAGUAUCACUGGCUGAACAAGCCCCGUCGCUAUGUCGACAUUUACCAAAAAAUAUGUUUGUACAGCUAGUCUAUCCUGUGGCUUUUAAAAUGAUGUUAGAUUUGCAAGAUUUAGAUGCGUGGGAUGUUGCGUUUUGUGCAGACGAACACUCAGUUGGCAGUCAAACAAUUGAUCAUGAGAUUUCGAAUUUUGAUGUGGGGUCGGAGGCUCUUGAACGGCUUGUUGGCGCAAUUGGUGCUAAGCGGUCGCUGCCAACAUGCUUUGCAUUGAUUCAAAAGUAUGCACAGUCAGAAAAUUGGGUGAACCGACACGCCGCCUUGGUGGGUCUUUGCCAGAUUUUGGACGUGCUAGAUGAUGAAAAUUUGGACGCCACUGUGCGUCACUUAUUUGCUCAGACCAAUGAUUCACAUCCCCGUGUGUGUUGCACCGCCGUAGAUGUUAUCGGCCAGCUUUCUGUCGACCAAGCCCCGCGGUUUCAGCAAGCGUAUCACUUACAGGCACUUACUGUACUGGCUCAUUACCUCGAAGAUUUUAACAAGCCACGUCUUCAGGCCCAUGCUGCAACAUCCUUACGCCAAUUCAUUGACAUGUGUCCAUCUGAACUUCUGACUCCGUACCUUGAUAAAAUAUUACAUCAACUUUUUGCUUUACUACAAAACGGGCAAUUGUUAGCCCCGACGGCCAAUCAAGUAUCUACUCAGGCAUUCAUUGCCGCGCGCAUAGUCCAGGAACAGGCAAUUACAGCAAUCUCAUCCGUGGCCACAGUAGCUGGUGCGUCGUUUGCUACUUAUUAUGCUGCUGUGUUGCCUCCGCUGCAGCAGAUAUUGCGCACCUGUCUGCAUGAGUGUGUGACGGCGGCGGCUGCAUCGCAAGGCUUGCUCAAGUCACAAUCAAACGCGCCCAGCUCAUUUACGCUAGGUGGAAUUACGCUUGAAUGUUUGAGUCUAAUUGGCCAGGCCGUAGGCAAGCAAGUGUUUUCUCGCGAUGCUGCUGCGAUUCUUAAAAUGAUGGCGGAAAUGCAGGCCACGCCAUUUAUUGUCGGCAACGAGUUAAUUCGAACGUAUCUGCUUCAAGCAUGGGCUCGCUGCUGCACAUGCCUUCGUCACGAUUUUGCUCCGUAUCUACCCCUUGUCAUGCCGACGCUGCUCGAGGCUGCCAUGCAACAGGCUGAAUUUGAAGUGGAUCCGUCGACGCUGUCUAGUGAUGACGAGGAUGACGCCUCUACCGAUAGUGAAGACAUUCAGCUUGCACAGGUGAAUGAUAAGUGUCUGAGUAUCCGUACAUCUAUAUUGGAGGAAAAAGCUACAGCUUGCCAACUUUUAGCUGGUAUGGUGAUAGAUCUGGAGGAUGCGUUCUUUCCGUAUGCCGAACAGGUUACACAAGUAUUGGCGCCGCUGUUGACCGAGUCUGUACACUCAGAUAUCCGAGCCUCUGCAAUUCGUGCAAUGCCGGCACUUGUAAAAUGUGUCGCGAUCUCAACUGCUGCCGCGCCUGGUCCAUCGGAAAACAGUCAAGCUACAAUCAAGCAAAUGGUGGAUUUCGCUCUCGGUCGUCUCGUCAAUGCGCUGACAUCUGAGCCGGAUGUGGAAUUAGUCGUGAGUAUUAUGCAGAGUAUGAUUAAUUGUCUCAAUGAAGCGUGCCAACCGCACCCAAAGCUGAAGCUUAAUGAAGCACAGCUACGUGAGCUAGUACUUGGAUUGCUAGUGGUUUUAGGUGAUAGCUUUCAACGUCGCGCAUUGCGGAGAAGUGGCGCUGGCACCGAUGUCAUGGAGGCUGACGAGGACGAAGACGAAGAUGAUGCUGCGUCGCAGUCAACUGAGACUCAAGCGACUGAGACUGAGCUACAUUUUGUGUUGGCCGAAUGCAUCGGAGUACUCGCCAAGACUCAUGGUGCUGACUUCUUCCCUGUAUUUAUGACGCUGUUGUGGGACAAAGUAACCGCUCUAGCGGCUCCUGGGUGUUUGAUAGAAGACCGACAGCUUGCGCUCUUUGUCGUGGAUGAUGUUUUAGAGCACUGUGGUGACGCUGCUUUGCAUCGUCUCGAUAUCUUUCUGCCUAUUUUUAUGAGUGCUUUGCGUGAGGUCCAUGAGCCUGGUUUAAUACAGGCCGCAGCGUUUGGUGUCGGCGUAUGUGCGUCUCAAGGUGGGGAUGCGUUCGCGCCACACGCCAAGCAGUGUCUUCAAUUACUUCACAACGUCGUGACACAGCCUCAUGCCUACAAUUCCGAGCACCGAAAUGCAACUGACAAUGCUGUGGCUGCACUUGGCAAACUGUGCGAAUUUCAGUCAGCUGUCGUGGAUGCAGCUACGCUAUUUCCGCAGUGGUUAAGUCUACUUCCCUUACGUGGAGACUUAGAAGAAUCGCUUGCUGUCUUGCGUCGUCUCUGUGGCUACAUCGAUGAUCGACAUCCACUUGUACUAGGAGCACCAGACUAUCAGCAUUUAGGUAAAGUAGUUGCUGUGCUGGCUGCUGUGACUGACGCAAAGUUUUUACGCAAAAUGGGCAAAAGUGUCGGUGAAAAAGAGGUGUUGGCCCUACGUCAGCAACUUGCAUCAAGUCUUAAAAGUCUUCGCGCAUCAGUGCCAGAGAUGAUGAUGAGUUAUACAUGGAAUUCACUCUCAAGUUCGCAGCAAUCGGCACUCCAAGAGCUCUUUGCAUAUGCGGAGUAA